GCCUCGUCCAAUCUCGUACAGACUGCGACACAUGCGCCAUUGUCGAGUGAAGGUCCAAGGAAUGCAGGUCCUGGCGGAAUCGUCGCUCCACUGUCAAACUUUCGAUGUGGAUGCGUCACUCGGACCUCGCGUCAUGUCUGAAGCGCCCACCCACGACUCCCAUCGCUGCCCGCGACGUGUUCCCGCCCGAGCGACAGAUCUUGGCCCUCGUUCUUGACAACGUUCUCUCGCCCCUCGAGUGCGAGGCGCUGAUUCGACACAGCGAAAUCACAGGAUACGAGCCAGCGUUGCUCAAUAUUGGCUACGGACGGCAAGUCCUCCGUACAGACGUUCGCAACAACGACCGAUGCAUCAUCGACGAUGUGGUCGCAGCAACUAUUCUGUGGGAACGUGUGCAGCCGUAUUUGCCAGACACCUACCGUGGCAAGCCGUUUGCAGGCGUCAACGAACGCCUUCGAUUCCUCCGGUACUACCCCGGCCAAGAGUUCAAGCCGCACUAUGACGGCACGUAUCGCCGACCUGAUGGAAGCGAGCAGUCGUAUUUGACCAUUCAAGUAUACCUCAAUGGCGGCGACGACUUGCAAGGCGGCGACACGAUCCUUUUCGAUAGGAAGGGUGACGUUCACAUCCAUCCAGUGCCCGGCCGGGUCCUCAUCUUCCAACACCUGAACGUAGAGCACUCUGGUGCUCCCGUCGUCAGCGGUGUCAAGUACACGAUUCGAUCGGAUAUCAUGUGCACGAGGAGCAAGGUCGAGUAGGUUCGGCAGCACGACCUGUACAUUCAAAUUCCAGAGCAAGUGUUGGACUGCAAGAUUGUCAUCCCGCACACGGUCCAUUCUGCGGUCAUACUUGGAUUCCAUGUCGGCA
Molecule: messenger RNA, 867 nt
Organism: Aphanomyces invadans
Lineage: Eukaryota; Oomycota; Saprolegniomycetes; Saprolegniales; Verrucalvaceae
Exons: 1
Coding region: 105-758 (217 amino acids)
Biological process (GO): peptidyl-proline hydroxylation to 4-hydroxy-L-proline
Cellular component (GO): endoplasmic reticulum
Molecular function (GO): procollagen-proline 4-dioxygenase activity; L-ascorbic acid binding; iron ion binding
Source: RefSeq, a predicted model, not a curated record